This is a messenger RNA of Wasmannia auropunctata (little fire ant), 2514 nucleotides long. RefSeq names its product phospholipase D3-like. Lineage: Eukaryota; Metazoa; Arthropoda; Insecta; Hymenoptera; Formicidae. The record is from RefSeq and is a predicted model, not a curated record. Gene Ontology annotation, molecular function: catalytic activity. The transcript is spliced from 11 exons. Bases 270 to 2105 code for a protein of 611 amino acids.
GCGAUGACAGAUCGAACGAGCAGUCGCCACCGAAAGUGUUUCGCGACAUACGCGCGCGCGCGCGAGAAAGAGAGAGAGACCGAUCUCUCUCCCGGUUUCUUGCCGCCUGGCCGAUUCCCGCGUUUGCCACGCGAAUUCUCUCACCCCGUGUAAUAUAUGUAUAAUCUCGUCUCUACAUAGUGCAUAUCCGUCGUCGUCGUCGUCUUUUCACGCCCGUUCCCACUACACGCUUGGAUUCCUCGUGCUCGGCCGAGGCUCGUGAUCGGUCGAUGCGCUCGGUGAACAAUACGCACAACGUUUCUUACGGCGGUAGCAAUAAUGUGAAUAACAUCGCCUAUUCGAAGUAUUCCACGGCCGGCGGCUCCACCACACCGACGACAUCGUCGUCGACGAAGGGAGCGACCGCCGCAAAAGCGUAUCCGAAGUACGCGGAGCGUCGGGACAAGGACCAGGAUGUGGUUGUGUUGUUGCCGCAUCGCAAGAACAGGGCGCCGCGGCUCAAGCACAAAUUAUCGACCGUAUCCGAAAACGCACGGCUGGAUGUGAACUCCCCGGGAGGUGAUGAUGACCUAGAGUUAUGGGACCAGACCGGAUUUAUGUUGAGAACCGACGUGGACGAUCCUCUCACGAAUGCAAAGUGGGGCAAGCAGGGUUGGUGCCGACCCAGUUGCAUACCAAUAACGAUCAUACUAAUUCUGAUCGUUCUGGUCGUACUCUUGCCGCUGUUGGAUCAUGCGGCGGACAAGUAUCCGCUGAACGCCGCGUUAGAUGGGGAAUCGACGUGCAUGGAUCGUUGCAGUAUAUCCCUGGUGGAAUCUAUACCCGUGGGCUUGGAUUAUAGCAAUGACACGGCGCAGCACGAGUCAAUCUACGAUUCUUGGAUGGAUCUCAUCGGAAUGGCGCAGGACACGAUCGAGAUCGCGUCGCUAUAUUGGACAAUGAAAAGGGACGAUGUGUUUCCCGACGACAGUGCUAAGAUGGGAGAACAGGUGUUCCAGUCGCUGUUAGAAGCCGGGAGAGAUAGACACAUUGCGCUAAAAAUCGCACAGAAUCUUCCCUCCCGCUUGUCUCCGAACGUCGACACGCAAAUUUUGGCCAAAAAGGCUAACGCACAGGUAAGGAGCUUAAAUUUCGCUGGGUUGUUGGGCGGCGGUGUACUUCACACGAAACUGUGGCUGAUCGAUCGUACUCAUGUAUAUGUUGGCUCGGCGAAUAUGGAUUGGAGAUCCCUUUCGCAAGUAAAGGAACUCGGCUUGAUAGCCUUGAAUUGUUCCUGCUUAGCGAAUGAUUACGCCAAAAUAUUCGAUGUAUAUUGGAAGUUAGGCGAAGAUGGUAAAGUGCCUUCCACAUGGCCAGAUUCCUUUAGCACAAAGAUAAAUAUAAAUAAUCCUUUGAAUUUUACGUACAUGGAUAAUAAGUACAAAUUAUUUAUCGCGAGUUCACCUCCGCCGUUUUCACCGAAAGGUAGAAGCAGCGAUCUAGACGCGAUUAUGCACUGUAUUGCUAAAGCGGAAAAGUUCAUUUACAUCUCUGUGAUGGAUUAUUUCCCAUUAACGAUAUACACUCCACAAAUAAAAUAUUGGCCUAUAAUAGAUAAUGCUCUGAGGGCGGCGGCGAUCGAGCGUAAAGUAGAAGUGCGUCUUUUGAUUUCUUGGUGGAAACACUCGAGACCGUCCGAAUCGUAUUUUCUUAAAUCACUACAAGACUUGACGAAUAGUUACGCCAAAGUCAAAAUCGAAGUGAGGAGGUUUAUCGUACCUUCCAAUCGGCACUGGGACAAAAUACCGUUCGCGAGAGUAAAUCACAAUAAAUAUAUGGUUACUGAUGUGGCGGCUUAUAUCGGAACGAGCAAUUGGUCGGGUGAUUACUUCAUUAACACGGCUGGUAUCGGCACUGUGUUCGAAAGCGUUGGACAUGAGAAUAACGACAGCAUAAGACAGCAGCUGGAAAAUAUCUUCCACCGUGAUUGGUAUUCCAAUUAUUCCUUUCCGCUAAAUAUAAACGAGACAUGGGAAAACUCAUGGGAUUUAUCGAGAAAUUUACAUCAACAUUUAUCAUAUGACAUAUACAUGAAUAAUUAUGGUAAUCGCGUACACAAUGAAUGAUUUUAAUCAUGAAACAUUCAUCAUGUUGAUUUAUACGAGGAGAAUCCAUUUUCAAUGGACAACGGAGCAACUGAAAUUAUUUCAUGUAUUAUACUUCUUUAUUAUAUUCUAACCGUGUGCUCUCUUCGCUUUUAAAUUUUUGUAAAUAUUUUCUAAAAUUUUCAUACAUCUUACAAUUUUGCGCAAACAAUAGAUCAUUGAAGUAUUUGGAUUAAUCGUUACGUACAAGGGAUGUUUCCAAAGUUUUCAUGUUUCUGGGAAUCGCUAUAUAAGUCGACGGAUAAAACUCGUCAAAAAUUUUUCGAAGAUGGAAGAAAAAUUUUGUGAUUUAGGAUAAGGGAGAACUAUAAUAAAUGGAAUCUAUAUCGAAAAAUUAAUGUAAUGAAUAAAAUAAAAGAUUUAUACACAA